AUGGCGACGCUGGGGGGUGGCGGGACGCGAUGGCGGCGGGCCUGGCUGCCCGCCCUGCAGCUCCUGCGGCGCGGCUCCAAGGCGGUGACACGGCACUGGAAGGCCAUGCACUUCCAGCGGCAGAAGCUGAUGGCUGUCACCGAGUACCUGUCCCCCCGGCCGGCGCUGCCCCCGCGCUGCCUGCCCCGCCCCAGCACACAGGGACACCAGGAGGACGGCCAGGCGCGGGUGCUGCGGCGCCAGGUGGAGGAGACGCUGCGUGGCAGCCGCAUGGUGGCCGUGUGCCAGUACAACUCCAUGCCCGACGAGGACGUGGCCAUGUUCCGGCACUACCUGCGCAGGCACAACAUCCACGUCAAGUUCGUCCUCAACGAGAUUGUCCGGCCGGUUCUGGCGCAGUCCAAGUUCCGGAAUUUGCUGCCGCUGUUCGUGUGCCGGAACAUUCUGCUGGUGAGCCCGGAGCCGCGGGCCAGGGAGAUGCUGCGAGUGCUCAAGGGAGUGCCACAGGUCAACCUUCCAGGAGCCUGCAUCGACGACACGAUCCUGAGCCGGCGGGGAGUGGAGAACUUUGCCCAGCUGCCACCCCUGGAGGUGUCCCAGGGGCAGACGGUGGCAGCCCUGUCCCUGCUGUCCUCCCAGACCUCCUCCCUGCUCCAGCGGGGUCCAGCUCACCUCACGGCACUCCUGGAUGAGCACAUCCGACGGCUGCGGGACACGGGGGGAGCCACGGAGCCUCCCCCGGGCCAGAGCACCGGGAAUCAGUGACGCUGGAAACUGGGAACCAGUUCCUUCCCUGGCUGUGGGAUACAGGGAGCCCCCCCAGAUAAGGGAUUGGGGGAUCAUGGACACAAUUCCCAUGGAAUCAGCUCCAAAGAGGGGGGGGUCAGGGACUGGAGGUUUGCCACUGAGGGUCCUGUGGCCCCCCAGCCCUGACAGGGAGUCGUGGCCAUUCCUUUGUGCUUCUUUGGGAACAUCCCAGCAGCGUUCCAGCUGUGAUCAGGGAUCUCUGGGAUCAGCCAGAGGAGGAGGAGGAGCACGGGAUGGACCCUCCAGAGAAGAUUUUGGGCACUCUGUGCCUUCGGAAUGGGGGUGUGCUGGAACAGUGAUCCCACCCGUGGGAUCGCUGUCAUGUCCAUUAAAGCUUCUGUGUGGAGA
Sturnus vulgaris (Common starling) is the source of this 1155-nucleotide messenger RNA. The record is from RefSeq and is a predicted model, not a curated record. NCBI's taxonomy places the organism in Eukaryota, Metazoa, Chordata, Aves, Passeriformes, Sturnidae.